AUGGGAGAGGACGGGGCUCCGCGCGAGCCGCAGAUCGUGCUCUCGGGCACGGAGAAGGCCUUCACGUACGACUUCGUCUUCGACGCCAGCCACAGCCAGCUGACGCUGUACGAGACGGCCGUCAAGGACAUGCUGGCCAACCUCUUCGAAGGCUAUAACGUCACCAUCCUGGCGUACGGCCAGACGGGCUCGGGCAAGACCUACACCAUGGGCACCGUGUACUCGUCGGCUGACGGCAUGACCGACCAGACGGGCGUCAUCCCACGGGCCAUGACCGACCUGUUCGCCCACAUCGCCGAGCGCGACGACUGCGACUUCCUCGUGCGCGUCUCCUUCCUGGAGAUCUACAAGGAGCAGCUGUUCGACCUGCUGUCGCCGCGCGAGCGGGCCGACAGCCAGGUGGACAUCCGGGAGGACGGCAAGGGCGUCAAGGUGACCGGCCUCACCGAGGUGCCCGUCUCUGACGUCACGCAGACGAUCGCCUGCCUCGAACGGGGCGGUCUCUGCCGCGUCACCGGCGCCACGGCCAUGAACAUGCGCUCGUCACGCAGCCACGCCAUCUUCACCGUGACCCUGGAGCAGCGGGCGCGCGCCUCCGGCCAGCUCACCAUGGCCAAGCUACACCUGGUCGACCUGGCCGGCUCGGAGCGCGCCAAGAAGACGCAGGCCACCGGCGACCGCUUCAAGGAGGGUGUCAACAUCAACCGCGGCCUUCUCAGUCUCGGCAACGUCAUCUCGGCACUGGGCGAGAACAAGGCGCCCAAGCACGUGCCGUACCGCGACAGCAAGCUGACGCGCAUGCUGCAGAGCUCGCUGGGCGGCAACUCUCACACGCUGAUGAUCGCCUGCACCUCGCCGGCCGACUCCAACCUGGAGGAGACGGUCAGCACGCUGCGCUACGCCGACCGCGCGCGCAAGAUCAAGAACAAGCCGGUGGUGAACCGCGGAGACAGCGGCGAGCUGGCCAGGCUCCGGCAGCAGGUGCAGGAGCUGCAGGUGCGCCUGAUGGACGUGCAGGGCGGCGGGCCGGCGGCGGCGCCCGGCUCGCCGGUCGGCCCGGCCGCGCUCGUCACGCAGAACCGACGCCUCAUGGACGAGAACCGCCGGCUGAUGCGCGACCUGCAGGCGGCGAUCGAUGAGAACACGGUGAUGUCGGAGAAGGCGCUGCUGGCGGAGCGGGCGGCCGAGCAGCUGAAGCGGCGGCUGGAGGAGCUGUACCAGCAGACGGGCGACACCAUGUCGCUGAUGAACCAGACGGCCGACCCGGCCUCGGUCACGCUCGUGCGGGACCUCCAGGGCCGCAUCAUGGAGCUGCAGAGCGAGCAGACGAGCCACGAGGAGGAGCUGCGCCGGGUGGACGCCUCGCGCCACGUGACGCACGCCGAGCUGGCGUCGGCCGCGCCGACCGCCGCCGACGACGGCGACGCGGACGAGUCGGACGAGGACGAGGAGGAGCUGCUCAAGCGGCACGCGCUACGCCAGGCCGAGCUCAACAACGAGCUGCUGGACCUGAACAGAGCGCUCGCCAUCAAGCAGAACCUCGCCUCGGAGAUGGUCAACAGUAACGCGCAGAUGCUGAGCGUGCGCCAGCGGUACGAGCAGACGACGCGCGAGCUGGAGGAGCAAGUGCUGACGCUGAGCGCCGAGAAGCAGCGGCUGGAAGACGCGCUGCAGGGCGCGCGGGCCGAGGCGGCCGGCUCCAAGGCGGCCGAGCAGAAGCGUCAGCGCGUCAAAGAGCUGGAGCAGCGCAUCAAGGAGCUGCA
This is a messenger RNA of Pollicipes pollicipes, 1763 nucleotides long. Its product is annotated as chromosome-associated kinesin KIF4A. Gene Ontology annotation, molecular function: microtubule binding; microtubule motor activity; ATP binding. The transcript has 11 exons. The annotation marks the transcript as partial. Gene Ontology annotation, cellular component: microtubule associated complex. Gene Ontology annotation, biological process: spindle elongation; mitotic spindle organization; microtubule-based movement. Lineage: Eukaryota; Metazoa; Arthropoda; Thecostraca; Pollicipedomorpha; Pollicipedidae. The record is from RefSeq and is a predicted model, not a curated record.